Messenger RNA from Carassius gibelio (silver crucian carp), 3088 nucleotides. Its product is annotated as pentraxin-related protein PTX3-like. Lineage: Eukaryota; Metazoa; Chordata; Actinopteri; Cypriniformes; Cyprinidae. The record is from RefSeq and is a predicted model, not a curated record. Gene Ontology annotation, molecular function: complement component C1q complex binding. The transcript has 3 exons. Bases 210 to 1562 code for a protein of 450 amino acids. Gene Ontology annotation, biological process: innate immune response.
UUCUUGCCCAACCAGCAGUAGAGGCUGUGACAUUUGAGUACAUCACAGAUGCUGCCCACCUCCAACAAAGCAUUACUCACACUGUGACAGCCCUGCUCUGAGUGCUGUGUUUAAAAAGAGCUCACUUAGCCUCAUGUACGCUCAGGAACAACCACAAGGCAUCUUAGUGGCUGUAGAACAUCUGAUUUACUUCAAAAUAAUCUGAUUACAUGCAGGGGCAGACUAACAUACACACCAGCAUUAUCAACAGAAUGUAUGUGCCCGGGGCUGUGCUGGCCCUCUGCCUGCCCUGCUUUCUCAGUGGGAAUGUGUUUGGUUAUGAAUACGGAGAGGAUUACUCUGAUUCCUACUAUAAUGAAAUCUCCAACGGUGAACUGCAAACAGGAGCUAAACAAAUUCAAUGUCCGCCUCAAGACCUCUCACGCUGGGACAAACUUUUCAUCAUGCUGGAGGACUAUCAAAUGAAGCAAGACAUGUUCUUGCAGCAGAAUGAAGACAUGGUUAAGGCGGAGAUGAACUCCAUACGGAGGGAGCUCCAUAAGCUUAACAACAACAACAACAACGUGUGUGUCCAGGCCUCAGAAAACACCUGUAAGUGUGUAAGUGAACAGAUGAAUCGCAAUCUGAAUCAAGCCAUGGACCAGCUCAGAGAGGCUGCAGAUAUGUAUCAAGCCCAAAACAAUGAGACGCUGCAGCAGCUCAUUCAGUACAGCAGGAACCAGGCCACCCGUCUCACCAAACUGGAGAGCAGCUCACUGCUGGGAGCAGGUCUGGGGCAAGUGGCCAUGAAGUCAUACUCCACUUAUCCAAAGGAAGAAGAAGCAAGCAAUGCAGAUGGCGGUAAGCUGGAGAAAGCGCUAAUGGCCACCGUUGCAGAUCUCCAAAGGAUACAAGCCCAGCUAGCCCUUUUCCAACGAGCAACGGCACACCGAUUCCUGCCCUCAGGCUGUGAAAUGGCUUUAUUAUUCCCAAUGCGCUCCAAGCAUAUCUUCGCCGAGGUAACACCCUCCAUGUCCAUGUCCCUUCAAUCAUUCACCAUCUGUCUGUGGGCCAAAGUGACUCAGUCACUGAAUAAAACAGUGCUUUUCUCUUACGGAACCAAGAAAAACCCUCAAGAGCUCCAGCUUGUUUUGGCAAGACACUCGGUGCUCCUCACAGUGGGUGGUGAGACCCAUCUAGUGGAAGCUCAGAGCGUAGUAACAGACGGUCAGUGGGGACACUUCUGUGGAGCUUGGAGCUCAGAGCAGGGGUUGGCCACUUUGUGGGUGAAUGGAGAGAACGUUGCCAAAGUGCCUGGGGUAGCCGAAGGGCACGUACUGCCCAGUAAUGGGUUCAUUAUUCUCGGGCAAGAACGCAGCCGGUCGGGUAUCUACAGAGAUCUGGACUCAUCGGUUGCCUUCACUGGAAAAAUGACAGGGGUGAAUAUGUGGGACCACAUGUUGGAAGCAGGGAGGAUUAAAGAGUAUGCCAAUCAAGACGGAUACUGUGAUAGCCGUGGGAAUGUGAUUGGAUGGGGUGUAUCAGAGAUCAUUCCACAUGGUGGCGCUCAAUAUAUCAACUGAGACUGCAUGCAUCACAAUACAAUCUUGCACAUUAAGUAAUAUUACAUUGUAUAUCAUCAAUGAUUUUGUAUUUACCUUCUUUUUCAUUUUAAAUAAAAAGCACAGCUUAAAAGGAUUUGUUCUCCCAAAACUGAAAAUUUGCUGUGUGUUUAUUCACCGUGAGGCCAUCCAAGAUAUAGAUGAUUGUCUUUCUUCAGUAAAAGAAUAAAGAAGAUUUUUAGCUCAACUCAUGAUCCCUGGUGAUGCAAAAAAUGCAAGUCAAGGGUACAGUCACUUUGAGAGAAAAACUAAAGCAGAUAUAUAUAAAAAAAAACUAAAUGAAUCGCUGUGGCUCCUGAAGAUAUAGUGAGGUCUAAUGUAGUAAAACAACUGGUCUGUGUGAAACUGAAUGUUCCAAAUGUUCUGAAACUGAAUAUUAUUUACAACAUCAUUACCUAUAAUCCAUGCAGUUUCGGGUUCUUAAACAGAGCCAUCAUUUCACUUCAUAAGACCUCAAUAUAUCAUCAGGAGACACAAUUUGAAGAAUUCAUUUUGUAUUUCUGUAACUGCUUUUUUACUCUUAAAGUGACGGUAUUCAUUGGCCUAUAUUUUAUGAAUCACCAAGGACCAGCUAAAAUCUGCAUUUCUGUUCUACUGGAGAAAGAAAGUCAAAUAAAUCUUGAAUGACCUAAGGGUGUUUCAUUUUUGGGUGAACUACUCCUUUAAAGGGAUAAUCUACACAGAAAUGAAAUUUCUGUCAUCAUUUACUCACCCUUGUGUCAUGUAUGAUUUUUUUCCCCCGUGGAACACAAAAGAAGAAAUUUUGAUAUGUUUCUCAAUGAGUUUGUCCAUAUAAUGAAAUCCAACGGGGUGCAAUGGAAUUUUAUUGUAUGGACAAAACAGCUGAAACAUUUUUCAAAAUAUCUUUUGUGUUCCAUAGAAGAAUAAAAAUCAAGCAUGUUUGGAAAGACACAAGCGUGAGUAAAUGAUGACACAUAUUAUUUAUUAUUUUUUCAAUUUUAGAAGAGAAUUGCAUUACCAUGUAAAUAAAUUAGUUAAAUGAGUAAAAAGCUAAUAAAUUCUAGCGGUGUGGCUCAGUGAGCAUAAUUAAUGGACUACAAAUAGAACUUUGUUGUCCAAAUGUACAUUUUAAUGACUUAAGGUGGGGCAAGUCUGGAUUUAUUUACAUCACCAUGCUGGAUAUGACUGUUUACAUUGCUUACUAAUAAUUCAAAUCAGAUUUUCCCUCUUCUAUAGUUUAGUAAUUUACAAUGUCUGGCGUAUUGCUGAAUAGGUGUUGCUCCAGUAUAACUAUUGCCAGUUGGUCCAGUCUGACCACAAAUAAUAUAAAAUGACCAAAACAAGGCGUGUGCUUUAACCAUAAUGGCAGUAACUCUGAAAUGACACACACAUGUGUACAUGUAAUGAUUAUUACAAUGAGCAGUACUUUCCAGUGGUGUGGGAGGCAUAUGGUCAAAAUAGCCCUUCUCAUUUUAAAUGACUUAACUUCGUCAUGUCAACCUAAAUAUAGACUAUAUUUAACCAAA